GAGCGGACCCUGAACGCCCCAUUUUGUAGCGUGGCGAGGGCGGACCGUGUGACGUCACCCGGAGCUCUGGCUGUUUAUUGUUCCUUCCUGAGCGCCGACAGGGAAAAAAUCCGGCUAACGAGCUGUCAGCCGCUAUUUCCACCAGGUUCACGCGCUGUUUUGCAAAGGUGUAACGGUUGAAACGGCUACCUGCACCAACCAGGGACCAUGGCGUACGCGUACCUCUUCAAAUACAUCAUCAUCGGUGACACGGACAAGAGGUUCCAGCCAGUUCACGACCUCACCAUUGGUGUGGAGUUUGGAGCAAGAAUGAUCACUAUAGAUGGCAAACAGAUCAAAUUGCAGAUCUGGGAUACGGCUGGCCAGGAGUCUUUCCGCUCCAUCACCAGGUCUUACUACAGAGGGGCGGCGGGGGCCCUGCUAGUCUAUGACAUCACAAGAAGGGACACCUUCAACCACUUGACGACUUGGUUAGAGGACGCCCGUCAGCAUUCCAACUCCAAUAUGGUCAUUAUGCUCAUCGGUAACAAGAGUGAUCUAGAGUCGAGGAGAGAGGUGAAGAAAGAGGAAGGAGAAGCGUUUGCUAGAGAACACGGCCUCGUAUUCAUGGAGACUUCAGCCAAGACCGCCACCAACGUAGAGGAGGCUUUCAUCAACACAGCCAAGGACAUCUAUGAGAAGAUCCAGGAGGGAGUGUUUGAUAUCAACAACGAGGCCAACGGCAUAAAGAUCGGCCCCCAGCACCCCACCACCAACUCCACGCUGUCCAGUAGCCAGGGGGGGCACCAGGCCGGAGGGGGCUGCUGCUGA
Molecule: messenger RNA, 810 nt
Organism: Menidia menidia (Atlantic silverside)
Lineage: Eukaryota; Metazoa; Chordata; Actinopteri; Atheriniformes; Atherinopsidae
Source: the annotation of a GenBank genome assembly